AACGUGAGCGACUGUUAACCAUGUUAGUUUGAUACUCUUUCGUUUUCAUAUCUUAAAACCAUGCAUCCGCUUUGAUCUUUUAUAUUCUUCUUCCCUCUUUUUAGUUUAUUUAAAAUGGAAGAAAGGCAACAUAUCAAUAUGUAUAAUUUAAAGUUUCUUUGUUCUAUUAUACUACUGUGUUAGGUGCGUGCUUUUAAGAUGUGAGAACGAACGAUGGUGUAUACGAUUUUAAACAUUAAUUGAAACAUUAUAUAAAUAGUAGUGGAAAUUAAUAUCAUGAAAACAAGUUUAAUAUCCUUUGAGAUCUUAUUUUGACGAAACUUAGCGAAAGGAAUUUCGAUUUAUAUAGUUGAUAUCACAUUAAGUGUAAUAUUUGAAAGAUGUCAAGCGCAGUGUCGAGCAAAAUUGUAGAAACCCGAAUAUACGAUGGUCAAAAGCCGGGUACGUCCGGAUUGCGAAAAGCAGUGCGGAUAUUUAUGCAAGAACAUUAUACAGAAAAUUUCAUUCAAGCAAUAUUGCAAGCUCUAGAAGAACAAUUGCCUGGUAGUACGCUGGUUGUUGGUGGCGAUGGAAGAUAUUAUGGAAAAGAUGUGGUUAGAAAGAUCAUCAGGAUUGCUGCAGCAAAUGGAGUAAAAAGAUUAAUAAUUGGGCAAAAUGGGAUACUUUCGACUCCAGCUGUGUCUACCAUAAUAAGAAAAUACAAAACUUUAGGAGGAAUUGUUCUAACAGCAUCUCACAAUCCUGGUGGACCCAAUGCUGACUUUGGCAUUAAGUUUAACUGCGAAAAUGGUGGUCCUGCUCCAGAUAAUGUCACAAAUAAGAUUUAUGAGAUUACUAAAGUGCUCAAGAAUUAUAAAAUUAUACCUGAUAUAACCAUAGAUAUAGACAAGAUACAAAGUACUACAAUUCAGGUGGAUGGAAAUCCAUUUACAAUAGACAUAAUAGAUUCUGUGAAUGAUUACUUAGAACAUAUGAAAAAUAUCUUUGACUUUUCUAGUAUUAAAACAUUAUUACAAGGAAGUAACAAUCGUCCUCCUUUUAAAGUUCUUAUCAAUUCAAUGAAUGGAGUUACUGGUCCAUAUGUAAAACGAAUAUUUAGUAAUGAAUUAGGUGUCGAUGAUUCAAGUACUGUUAAUGCAAUUCCAUUAGAAGAUUUUGGUGGGCUUCAUCCUGAUCCAAAUUUAACAUAUGCCAAAGAUUUAGUAAAUGCCAUGAAAAAUGGUCCAUAUGACUUUGGUGCUGCUUUUGAUGGGGAUGGAGACAGAAAUAUGAUACUAGGCAAAAAUGCUUUCUUUGUUACACCUUCUGAUUCAUUAGCUGUAUUAGCUGCUAACUUAAAUUCAAUACCAUAUUUUAAAAAGACUGGUAUUAAAGGAUAUGCUAGAUCUAUGCCAACAGGUGCUGCUAUAGAUAGAGUUGCAGCAAAAACUGGUGUUAAACUUUAUGAAGUACCCACAGGCUGGAAAUAUUUUGGUAAUUUAAUGGAUGCUGGUCAUCUAUCACUUUGUGGAGAGGAAAGUUUUGGCACGGGUUCGGAUCAUAUUCGUGAAAAAGAUGGAAUAUGGGCCUCUCUUGCAUGGCUUAGUGUAAUUGCAAGUCUUGGGAAGUCUGUAGAAGAUAUAUUAUUAAAUCACUGGCAGAUAUAUGGCAGGAACUUCUUUACAAGAUAUGACUAUGAAAAUUGUGAUUCUGAAGCAGCAAACAAAAUGAUGCAACACAUUGAAUCAGAAAUGGAGAAACCUGGGUUUGCGGGUUCAAAAUUAACAUCUGAAGGGAAAACAUAUGUUGUAAAAUUAGGUGACAAUUAUUCUUAUAUAGACCCUAUUGAUGGAAGCCAAGCUAAUAAGCAGGGAUUAAGAAUUUUAUUCCAAGAUGGUUCCCGUAUAAUUUACCGUUUAUCUGGUACGGGAAGUUCUGGAGCUACUAUUCGUGUGUAUGUUGAUAGCUAUGAAGAUGAUCCAGCAUCUUUAAACAAAGAUGCUCAAGACAUCCUUAAACCGUUGGUUACUAUUGCGUUAGAGAUAAGUAAAUUACGAGAAUUUACUGGUCGUGAUGUACCAACCGUGAUUACAUAAUACUAAUGAUUCUUGAUCGUUUAUCGUUAACAAAGAUAUAUAAAACAAAGAAAAAAGAGAUUGUUUUACAUUAUAAGCAACUUAAAUAAGAGAAAUGUCAUGCCUUGUAUAAUGACAUUAUGAAUUGCAAUUAUUACGCAAAAGAUCGUUGCAUAAAUACGUGAAUCACAAGUUCGAUAAAAUUUUUCCUAAAAUUGUAUAAUAUAUAGAUAGAAUUGAAAUAAUAUUCAGUAAUAUUUUUAUGAUUUCGAUAUGAAAUGAUAUUCGAAUAUUCAUCGUAGUAAUAGAACUUGUUUUAAUCAUAAAAUACUACAAAAAAUGUUUUAGUGACAUAAUUCAUAAUGCCACCCAUACAACUGUUAGAUAUUAAAUAGCUUAACAGAACACCCAAUAUUAUAAAAAUGAACGGCAGCGUAUUUCAUACUUUUUUAUAUAAAAUUUUUCAAAUUUUCAUUUGAUUAUAAAAAUCUUUGAUAUGGUUGUUAUAUUAAAAAAUAGUUUACUAAAACAAAAAUAUACUUAUGUGUUAAAAAUCUAAAAGAAUGUAAAGUCAGUAGUAAAUCUAAGAUCACGCGUAUCUUUAUACGUGGAACUGUUGUUUGCCAAAGGUGUUCAAGCAUGCAUAAAGAUGGAAAUAGUUUAACCCUUCGUUAUUUGUAUAAUGUUGCAUAAAUUCAUAAAAACUGUUCGCUUAAUGAUAAUUUGUAGGUUACAUUAAAUAUUAAUUUUACAACAGAAUUGUUUUAUAUUAUAAAAAAUAUUAAAUAUAUUUAGGAUUGAAUCUUUUUAUGUGUAAAGUAAUAAAGAAUCCGGGUAUAUGACAUUGUACAAUUUUUAUCGAAGGGUUAACAAAAAAAUAUAACUUCAAUUGUAAUUGAAAGUAGUAUGUUAUAUUAUUCAUUUUUAACUAUGUUUUAAUUUGUUUUAUGAUUGUUUUUUUAAUAGGAU
Bombus pyrosoma is the source of this 3023-nucleotide messenger RNA. RefSeq names its product phosphoglucomutase (gene Pgm1). The record is from RefSeq and is a predicted model, not a curated record. Gene Ontology annotation, biological process: carbohydrate metabolic process. The transcript has 8 exons. Bases 381 to 2075 code for a protein of 564 amino acids. Lineage: Eukaryota; Metazoa; Arthropoda; Insecta; Hymenoptera; Apidae. Gene Ontology annotation, cellular component: cytosol. Gene Ontology annotation, molecular function: phosphoglucomutase activity; magnesium ion binding.